Messenger RNA from Aspergillus nomiae NRRL 13137, 1437 nucleotides. Its product is annotated as fungal specific transcription factor domain-containing protein. NCBI's taxonomy places the organism in Eukaryota, Fungi, Ascomycota, Eurotiomycetes, Eurotiales, Aspergillaceae. Gene Ontology annotation, biological process: positive regulation of transcription by RNA polymerase II; DNA-templated transcription. Gene Ontology annotation, cellular component: nucleus. The coding region runs from base 1 to 1437 and encodes 478 amino acids. The record is from RefSeq and is a predicted model, not a curated record. Gene Ontology annotation, molecular function: zinc ion binding; sequence-specific DNA binding. The transcript is spliced from 9 exons.
AUGGCAGGCGGCACGGAAUCCCCAGGGAGCGGAAAUCUCCCCAGCCGGGCACAGAAGGCACCCAAAAAUUCGCGGCUCUACGAAGCCGCACAAUCAAGGCUGGAGAAGGCAACAUCCGUAUUUCCGCCAUCGAUUCUAGUGAUGCAAGCGCACUGCCUUAAAUGCCAAUUCCUCCUAGCAGUCAAUAUUUUCAACAGCGCUUGGCUGGCAGUAGGGACUGCUGUCCGCCUUGGUCAGAUAGUUGGUUUCCAUAAAGCCAAAGCUACGGCUUCCACUGGUCUAGAUGAGUUCACCCGCAGGGGUGUGUUUUGGUCAUUGCUAAUAGAAGUAUUGAGAUAUCUCUCUGCCGCUCUUGGACGCCCAAUGAUGAUAACUGACGACGACAUCACGAUACCAUACCCAGAGGCUGCGCUGUCAUCCUCGGAUAGAAUGGACGGUCCUCAUGAAGCCAAGACCGUCCCCGGAAUCGUUGCACACAUAAAACUUGCUCGGAUCACAACGCAAGUACUUAGGAAGCUUUAUGGCUCGAAGAAGCACGAUAAGGUCGCCCGGAAUGAGUCGGUUUCCCAAAUCGAAGCACAGCUCAGCCAGUGGUUAGAUGAAACCCCGGGAUUCUUCAACCCGCAAGAGCAAUUCGGCCAGAAGGAAAGCGAAGUCUUUUAUGAUGUCCCCUGGAUAUUCAAGAGGCAACAACGCACUAUUCGUGCUGCUUUCUCCUUCACGUGCAUGCAACUAUACCGAGGGUACUUGUUGGACGAGUUUCUUCAGGCAAAUUUUCAUGAUCGGCCCGCUUUAACCCCAGAGCCACCGGUACGGAAAUGCAUACAGGCUGCGUUGCAAAUGGCGUUGUUUGCUGCAGAGAUCAAAGAAGAUGCUACAUACAACUCAGUCUUUUGGACAACAUCUUACUUUACCUUCUGCGCUAUCUCCAUCUUAACAGUAUAUCUUACCUUAUACCCGGAGAUCGAAAACCGUGCCGCUAUUGAGAGCGUCCUGGAGGAGGCGAUAGAGGGCCAUCGAAAGCUUGACAAUAGCAUGAAUAAACAUUCUCAAAAAUUACUAGAAAAUACCAGGGCUAUUGCGCAGCGGGCAUUUAGAUCAUCCAGGACCAGGCUAAGAUCUUCGGCUGACAAUAAUAGAACAACUAUUGUACCCAGUGAUGCAAAUGCAUCCGUUGCCGUGGAACAACAAAAUCCGCCAUCAGACUCUGUCCACCCACGGUUAGAUCCACGGGAAGCAUGGGAGGAUACCCAAGGCGCAGUAAACAACAUUGAAGAAGGCCCGGCCCCUGAUGUGUUUGAGCUUGCAGACAUCGUCAAUGGUGAUGACCUAGAUUUCAUCAUGGAUCUUGGCUUUGAUGCCUCACCAUUCAAUCAUCUCGACCCACUUCAAUAUUUCGUUGCCAAUAGGCCGUCAAGGCCAGGGCCGCAGGCGUGA